Molecule: messenger RNA, 954 nt
Organism: Hirsutella rhossiliensis
Lineage: Eukaryota; Fungi; Ascomycota; Sordariomycetes; Hypocreales; Ophiocordycipitaceae
Exons: 1
Coding region: 1-954 (317 amino acids)
Source: RefSeq, a predicted model, not a curated record
AUGGCGCGCAGAAAGCGACAGCAGAUUCCCCAAGGCUUUGAGUUCGACUUCGACUUGCAGCAGGGCCAAGUUUCGCAGAAGAGGCGACGUCGCCAGACCAAUGACGUCCCUGAUCCUGCAAUGUUCCUUGAAGACCCCUUUUUCGGCGGGCACAUUGGGCAGCCGGGACCGGCCACCAUCAACGGGGGCGGUAUCCAUUAUCGCUUCGUUCACGACGAGAAUUCGCUGGGCCCGCCUUUCCCGGUCCAGAAACGGACCGAGCCGCCGAUUCUUGUGGCUAGCCACAGUCUUUUGGAGCUGGGCCUCGAUAUACCUCCUCAGCUGGGCAACGAAGAAGUCGUCCGUCGAAAAGGGGCCAUUUGGGAUGAGCUCAAAUACCAGAGUGACAAUAUCCCGUCUCUGCCCCCGUCCAAAGUUCCCGACCUCCCUCCUAAGGAGGAGCUGCCGGCCUUUGUUGAGAUCCCGGCGGGGCUCGACGCAGAUUCCCGGGCGGUUCUUGAGGAGGAAAACAACCGCAUCGCAAAGCUCGCUCAGGAUAUAGACCGCGAGCGAAACAACAUGGCUGCCAAGAAGAGCCGCAGCCUCCGGGUCGAGGGAAUCGCAGGAUACCGCGAGCUGUGCGUCCAAGCCACAGCCAAGCUCUUCUUUCACCGGCUCGUCGACGUCGCCUCGGGGCGCGAUCCCGACUCGUGGGAGCGCCUGCCCGAGAACAUCCGCGGCGAUAUGUUGGGGGUCAUCCGGAUGGCCGUGCGGAAGGCCGAAGAUGACAGGACCGCCAAGAAGAAGGCAGCCGAGGCUCAAGCGCGGUUCCAGCGCGCGCAGGAAAAGAAAGCCCAGCUCGAGGCGGCGGCGGCGCUCGCAGGCCCGGUGUCGUUUGAGCAGACGGGGACGCUCGUUUCCCAGGACGAAUUCGACGACACCUUCCAGGUCGAGACGCCAGACCACGGCGUCUGA